Molecule: messenger RNA, 3273 nt
Organism: Trichobilharzia szidati
Lineage: Eukaryota; Metazoa; Platyhelminthes; Trematoda; Strigeidida; Schistosomatidae
Source: the annotation of a GenBank genome assembly
CUGACAACUCUGCACCAGCUAGUUAUACCUAAUAGGUUUGAUAUUCGCUGGGUGCAGUGUUGUGUAGUUAAAUCUUUACCUACAGCACGUGAACGUAAUAUCAUUUGGGGUCGCUGAUAGAUUACGUCCACGUGUAUAUGCGUGUCGACCAACUACGCCCAAGAAUUGCUUGGUAGGCAUGAUUUUGACAUAUACGUGCAACUAUCGCUACACCCAUAUUAGCUGAUAUAUUUAGCCUGGAAAAUGUUGUAGACUGUUGAUUGUACAGUCCUUGGAGGUGGUCUGCCUAGCACCGCGUUUGUUCCUCAUGUUUGGCAGUAAGGUCUCGUUUACCACUAAUCACUAGCUUACUUUUUAUUGGACUCUGUGUGUGUGAUUAUGAGUUUGUGUGGUCACUUGUUUUUCCUCUGUCGCUCAGCUUUUACUUACAUGAAUUUGUUCUUUAACUUUUUUCGUUCUUUUCGAAAGAUGAGACGUCGAUCAUCUUGUGGUUCAUCAACUCGAAAUGCUGUUCAAGUUAGAAGAAGCAGAAGAUCUAAUUUGGCUAGUGUGGAGUAUUUUCCUCGUUCAUUGAGGCUACGACGACAAACUAGUACGGCGACUACUACUACCGCUACUGGUACCACCAGAAAUUCCACGACGCCGAAUAACACUAUUUUGAAUGAACGUCGUUACCGCCUGCGUAAAGUGAUUCGACAGGUGUACACUUAUGUAUGUUUUAGUAAUCGAGUGGACAAAUGGAAACAUGUACAUGAUUGUUUAACAAAUAAUGCCCGCCUGUUAUCCAGACAGUUGUCUACGCCUGCUGUGCGCUCGAUGCCUGCCACCGAUGAUGGUCAUAACGAUAUAUCCUGUGGGUUAGAAUCUUCUCCGAUGGUUGCUAACAAUAUUGAAAUUAUUUCGUAUUGUGGUUUAUCCAUCGAUGGAGAAUCACCUGUGUCGGCGAAAGCUAUUGAACAUGCAAAUGAUGGGGAAGGCGAAACACAAGAGAAUAAUGACAAUAAUGUUGUCUGUGCUGGGUCAAGUCGGUCUCUGCGUGAAUCUAAUGAUAAACGCCUAGUAAUGAAGGGAUUGAAACCAGAUAAAAAGAAGGAAAGAGAAUAUGCAAAGCAAGAGGAUGUAUUGAUUCCUAAAGGGGGUCGUUUAACUCGUCGAUCUGCACAAAUUGAAAUUAAGGAUAGUAUUGUUGUUCAUGCUAGUGAUAGCGAUAAUGAGGUGACUGUGAGUGGUGAAGAGGAGAAUAAAAGUGAAGGGAAUAUGAUAACAGUGAAAGAAGUGUUCCAAAUUGGUGAAUCGACUGCAGCAGACUUGAGUCUCAAUCCACCCGAAGCGAAGCGUUUUAAAGAUUGUGGAAUCCCUUAUGAAGUGUUUAUUGCGAUAGCUGGAACAUUCGGUUCUACAGAUAAUGCAAAUAAACUUCAACAGAGGUAUGUAGAAAUGAAGGGACGUGCAAAUAAUCCUCAGUUAAAUGAAGAAACAUCAACAUUAUUUCCAAAUUUAGAUAACCCCUUUGAGGUGCACAGGGCUGUCACCAGUGGUCGACGCAAAGUCCUAUCACGAGCUGAUGCUUUACAUUCAUAUAGGACAUUAUUUUGUCGUCGGUGUUUUAAGUACGACUGUUCUUUGCAUCCGUAUAAGUCCACUCCGUCGAUGUGGAGUCAUCGUUGGCCGAUCGAUACCACGAAAGAUGCCGAAACAAACGCCCCAUAUUGUGGUUCAUGGUGUGUCCGUAAGUCGGUGAACCAUACCGCUGGACAGGACUCAAUGAAUAAUCAUAAUAGUAAUAAUAAUAAUAGCAAUGAUGAUAAUAAAGGCGAAGCAAUACGAGGAACUAGCAACGUGGAAUGGAAUCCUGAAGAAAAAUGUCUAUAUGAAGUAUUAGCUCCAUUGUUUAUCCCCUACGGGCAUCCAUCUUUUAAUUUGUACAACUGGUGUUGUAAAAUGUCGAAAUUACUUGGGACGAAGAAGUGUUCUGAUGUGUUGGCAUAUACAAGUACACAGAAUCUAUCGACACUUCUACUCCCAGAUGCUGGUCAGUUGAGUUCAUUACGUAUACCGGGUACUGGUGAAGUAUGGGGUCGACGGUCAGGUAGUAUAGCGUCGUUAAAUGAUAAUGACUGCACCGGAUCAGGAUCAUGUAGUGGAAGUGUUCAUGAUGAUGGAGGAUUUGGUGAUGAGGUGUUUGUGGCGAAUGAAUCAAGUAGUUCUAAUGUUUUAACAACAAAUCUUCGUAAACGAUCGAAAAAGCGUGUUAAAAAGAGCAUGAAAUUGGAAUUGCCAACUCCUUGUGAAGACGAUGAUGAAGACUCGCAAACGAAUGGUUCUGUUCAAAACGGUUUGAGGAACACUACCACUAGUAAUAAGGAUGGCAAUGCCACCCUACCGAGUGGUUGUCUCGCGCAUCAAUAUUAUCCGUGUGAUCAUCCUGGAGAACGGUGUAAUGAUUUGUGUUCAUGUAAGAAGGCUGGAACAUUUUGUGAGAAAUUUUGUCAAUGUCCACCUGAUUGUACGAAUAGGUUUCCUGGAUGUCGUUGUCGUGCUCAUUGUAACACGAAAGCAUGCCCGUGUUUUCUGGCAGCAAGGGAAUGUGAUCCCGACCUGUGUCUGUCAUGUGGGGCACAGGCAUCGUUUGGAUCAUUCACUUCAAUGGAGGAUUUGUUCAACGCUGUUGUAAGAGUUGGUUUUCCAGAUUUUAAAGGACCAUGUCGAAACGUUGCGAUACAGAGAGGCCUACGGAAGCAUCUAUUGAUGGCACCAUCUGAUGUUUCCGGUUGGGGCAUAUUUAUCAAAGAUGGUGCAGAUAAGAACGAAUUUAUCUCUGAAUAUUGUGGUGAGAUCAUUAGUCAAGACGAAGCUGAUCGACGUGGAAAGAUUUAUGAUAAAACCAUGAGCAGUUUCUUGUUCAAUCUUAAUCGUGAUUUUGUCGUCGAUGCAACGCGAAAGGGUAACAAGAUCCGAUUCGCCAAUCAUUCAGUUAAUCCGAAUUGUUAUGGAAAGGUGGUCAUGGUGAACGGUGAUCAUCGAAUCGGUAUAUUCGCAAAACGUGCUAUUCUCCCUGGAGAAGAACUAUUCUUCGACUAUCGUUAUGGUCCCAUGGAACAGUUGAAAUAUGUUGGGAUUGAAAGAGAUACAGAUGCUCCGAAAACUUCUACUUCUGCUACUGGUAGUAGUAGUAGUAGUAGCAGUAGCAGUAGCAAUCCUUCAUGUCUACCGAAUAAGUCCAGUGAAUUUCCUGCAUCGCCAUCCAGUCAUUCAGUGGAGAAAUCAAACUGA